Messenger RNA from Rangifer tarandus platyrhynchus (Svalbard reindeer), 1452 nucleotides. Lineage: Eukaryota; Metazoa; Chordata; Mammalia; Artiodactyla; Cervidae. The record is from the annotation of a GenBank genome assembly.
AUGGAGAGCCUGCUGCCUGCCCUGGGGCCCGCCUGCCAGCUGAUGCUGGAGCAUCUGUGGGGCACUCUGCUGGUGGUUUCUGAGAGCUGGACACACGUCUCGGGUCUCCCUGAGUUUCCCUGGGAGAUCCUGGUAUGUGCCUUGGUGCUGGUUCUCACCGUAAAGAGAUGGCACGGUUUAAGAAGUGUGAAGCUGCGAGGGCAAAGGUCUUCUGCCUGUGAGGAAGUCUACGGGAAGUGUAGUGAGGAUGUUGGACCACGGACUCAGGCUGACGGAGACCUCAAGCCGCCUCGGGUGGAGGCCAGCCCUCCCGCCUUACAGACCUUGUGCUUGUCGGCGAUGAACGCAGACCUGAGCGGGUCAUUGUUUCAGGACUUGGCGGACUUCCUGGAGAAUGUGUGGCACGGCCAGUCUUCUCCACUUUCCCAAGUUACUGAUGGAAAACACACCUUAAAAGCAUCAGAGGACGAUGGAGAACAACCUCAGAAGAAAGAAAUGAGUGAUUUGAACAACAAUGUUGAUUCUCCAGAAAGUCCAGAACCGUCUGACCGAGAAAUCGAGACAGAAGAGCAGCGAGUCCGGGAAAAGGAGGGGCCGGGAGGAGGCCCGGAGCCGCCCGAGGCCCGCGAGGAGCGGGUCCUGGAAGACAGGGUCAGCCGACUCAGAUCCACAGCCGAACACCUGCUGACCAUCCUCCCCUCCCCUGAGCUCCUCGGAGACCGCCGGGGUGACGGGGACCCAGACGUCCCGCAAAAGAAGGAAGCAGAAAACGGCCACACCCCUGUCCAGGGGCCGGAGGCUGACCCGCAGGGCGUCAAUGACGGUGCUGACGGCGCGGUGUCCCUGCCACGACCCGAAGGGGAGCAGCAAGCGACGGCCGGACGCCCGAGGGGAGAUCAGCGAGGGAGGGAAGAGCUUCCAGGAGGAACCACAAGCUUCCACAUUGAGGAGGCGUCCCUGCGGUGUGCAAAUUCAUGGCUCGACUGCGAGAUCCAGCUGCUGAGGCGGAAGCUCCAAGGCCUGCCUGAUCUGCAUGACCGCUGCGUGAUGGAGCUUCACAGAAGGCUGUUCGCGCAGGAAGCCCGCUGCGUGGAAUCCAAGAAGCAGCUCUUCCGCGUGUGUAGAGAGCUGAACUCCGAGUGUCAGAUCCGCAACCUCUCCAAGAAGAUAGCUGGAGACGUGCGCGAAGAGCUGGAGAGGACCGCUGCCUUCCAUCAGCAGGAGGUGCGUGUCCGCGAGGAAAGAGCCCAGGAAAGCUGGGAGGCGGCCGUGCGGCUGGAGGGAGAGCUCAGCGCGCUGGCCCGAGAGAACGCCCGCCUCCGGCAGGUGCUGGCCCAGGUCGAGCACAACUCCCAGCUCGCCCCGCGGGGCCUUCUUGCUCCUGCUGCUCCACCCGCAGCCCACCGGGGCCCGGAGGGGUCGGGGGAGCCCCUGGGUCACAUGACCCGCUAG